AGGAAAAAGUCUGCGAGAAGGGAAGAAAAUUCAGGAAUCUGACAAAAUGAGCAGGAUUUAUGACAACACAUCUUUACAAAACAAACCGGUCCACAGUGAGAAGUUUGAUCGUGUCUGGUCACCUUCUUCGUAUGAAAGGGGUCCUGGAGUCCUUCUGGAAGGAGCACUGCUGGAUGUUUCCAGACAUUCAGUCAGUGACACAAGCGGUCAAAAGGUUCGCUUCUAUGUGCUGUACGUCAAACCCAGCCGCAUCCAUCAGAGGAAGUACGAAGCAGACGGGUCGGAGGUCGAGCCAAACUUCAGUGACACCAGAAAGGUCAACACGGGCUUCCUGAUGUCCUCUUACAAGGUGGAGGCUAAAGGAGAGUCGGACCGUCUGAGCGAGGAGCAGCUCUCAGCGAUGGUUAACAAAUGUGAGCUGGUUAAGAUAACCGACAAGCACCGACCUGCCGGCUCCUGGGCCUUCUGGUACCCGGAGUCAGAGAUGGACAAAACAGAGCUGGAAACGGGGCAGGAAGUACGGCUGAAGACCAGAGGAAACAGUCCUUUCUUAUUGUCUUUAGCCAAAGUGGACAGCGGGACGGUGACCAGGUGUAACUUUGCUGGGGACGAACAGGCCGGCGCCUCGUGGACGGACAAAAUAAUGGCCAACAAGUCGGACACCAGCGGCUGUCAGAGCGCUGGAGGAGGAGGAGAAGGAGAGGGAGCAGAAGAAGAUGAAUGGGAUGAUUGAGGAAUCUGACUGUCCCCAUCAGCUCUACCUCCUGACCCCGAUCUCUUCUGCAGGGAGGACGCUGAACAGAUGCAAACUGAAAGCUCUGCAGGAGGAGACAGGACUCGCUUUGUCUCCUUCAGAAAUGUGCAUUGUUGUAGAAUUCCCUUCUUGCAGCCUUUGAAUUUGAUUUCCUGGUUUAUAAAACUGUGACUACCACACGCACACACACACACGCACACGCACACACACACACACACACGCACACGCACACGCACACACACACACACACACACACACACACACACACACACACACACACACACACACACACACACACACACACACACACACCAUUUCCAGUAUAAUUAGUCUUUUCUGGAAGUUGGAUCACGUGUACACCGGUUCCAUGUAAACAGCUGUUUUCUGUUAUGAAGCUAACUGAGCUGCUGCAUUCUCACUGGCGUCAGAUUUCUGUUUGCAUAACGAUGGCCUGAAUUUUUUGGAAGGACAUUUUACUCAUUUCAUCAUUUGAACAUCAUUUUAACCGUAUAUCGACUUGCAUCCUCGGACGAUAGCAGAAUUCUGAUUUAAACAGACUUCUACCCGUCCCAGGGUCCUGCACAUGUCCUCGGACAAAGCGGGCCUCAUUCCCUCCACGUUGGUCUCGGUGAGGUUAAAGCCAGAAACAAUCUGAGACAUUUCCAGGCUUACGGCACUUCAGCCCAACCAUCAUUGUCACUCCUCCUGUGUUUUAUUAUUGGUCAUGUUUCUAUUUCUCCAGAUUUUUUUUAUUGGGGUUUCUGGAAGAAUAUAUUUUUUUAUCAUAAGGAACUUUGUAGUUACUUUUUUUGCAAGUUAAAGAGCAAGUCGCCCCCAGAUCAACCUUUUUCCUGAUAAACUAUAUAAAUGCAUGUCUAAUCGUGCUGCAGACACGUGUCGUCAAUAGUUUUGCACUUUAGUGCAUUUUAGUUCAUUUUAAUUUUCUGCCUAAAACUGUCAGUGUUGUGCCGUUGUCAGGUAAAAACUCUGCACUGCAAUUGAAUUUAAAUCUGCCAUCGCUAUUGGCUAAGAGGUACCCUAGAACGUUAGCUGGUACCACAUGAUGUCACAACGUCGUUGUGAGCCUGUGUGUGUGUAUUUGUUAGCGGCUCCGCCCUCUCGGCCUGCUAGGCAACAGCAUUUGUUUCAUUUUUCAAACAGGAAGUGGGAGUGGAGUAAUUCUCUGUUAGGGGGUGACUUGCUCUUUAACACAGCCUGUGGUGACGCAGCAUUGUUAGCAUUGACGUCUCGUUGAUGCUCCAGAAUUUUGUCCUUUAGGUAAAAAUGAAUGCAACUCCAUUUAUUUUAUGUAGAAAGUAGAUUUUUUAAAGUGUUGUGCAAAAAUAAAAUGUAUUAAAUGCAUAAACAAGACAGAAAAGGUGAUAUAAAUGUACAUUUAAGUAAAAAAAAGAUCUUGUAAAUGCAGAGUUGGGUUAAUUUUACCAAAUCAAAUAGUUUCAGGUGCCUAACUGCCAGAUUUUUAUACAAUGAAAUAAAAUAGAAUAUUA
Messenger RNA from Nothobranchius furzeri (turquoise killifish), 2262 nucleotides. RefSeq names its product actin related protein 2/3 complex inhibitor (gene arpin). Gene Ontology annotation, biological process: negative regulation of actin nucleation. The record is from RefSeq and is a predicted model, not a curated record. NCBI's taxonomy places the organism in Eukaryota, Metazoa, Chordata, Actinopteri, Cyprinodontiformes, Nothobranchiidae.